Molecule: messenger RNA, 2306 nt
Organism: Durusdinium trenchii
Lineage: Eukaryota; Dinophyceae; Suessiales; Symbiodiniaceae
Source: the annotation of a GenBank genome assembly
CGCAAUUCGAUACUGAUUUUCAGCAUCUCCGCGUAUUCUUGUUUGCCAUGGAUACUCAUGAGCAGAAGCUGAUGGUUCUGGAUGGGGCUUCAUGGUCCAUGAUGGAGAAGUCCUACAUCCUCCUUUUCUUGCUGAGCUAUUUGAUUUGGUACUUGCAAGCAUCCAUCCCUGACUAUCGCUUGGACCGGGCCCAGCCUGUGCUUCAGUUCUUCCGCAACAGUGAGGAGGACAAGGAGGCGAUGACGCAAAAGGUGGAAGCGGAGCAUUUGCCGAUGACUCGCUGGGUGUCGACUUUCCUCAGCAUUUUCCUCUCUGGAGUGAUGCUCCUGGACGUGGCCGUUGGACCAGCGAGGUCCAACCACAUGCAGCUCUACUUGGACUAUGGCCUCUAUACUUGCUGCCUGCUUUGUGCCAUUCCCGCUGCGACCACACACCUUCCGUUGGACAGCCUUUUCCAAACGUGCUUCGUGGCCGUUGCGGUCGGUGUGGCCCACACCUUCAUCUCGGAACCCUCCUCCAUCGUGCUUGCGACGCCUGUGAAGCUCCUCCAGCACAUUUGUGCUACAGCCAUGCUUGCAGACUGUAGCUUUGGAGCUUUGGGCUUCUUCUCUGCCUGUGUGGACCUACUUCGGCUCUACAACUCCCAGCUCGAUGGUCAGAAGAACCUGGUCUUUGGCAUUGUGCUCACGGAAUUAGGCUCCAGCCUGGUGACCGUCGUCUGGACCGUGCUUCUUCGAGAACACAUGAUGAGGGAACCGGACCAACAAGUGGUGGAGGUGAAACAGUUCUUUCACGAGCACUCUGCGGCUCGACGGAUGCUUGCAGUGCUGUGCGAUGCUCAGGUUUACCUGGGACAGGACUUGAAUAUCAUCUCUCACUGCAGAGGCCUUGCUCAGCUUUUGAUGAGCACCAGCUCCAGCAAAGCCUUGGAAGGCCGUGUGUUCCAAGACUUCUUGGCACCACGAGACCGACCUCGCUUCCAGACCUUUGUGGAGUCGGCGGUGCAGGUCUUCCUCGACGAUGACGAAGGUCCGGAAGGUGAUGAACAUUCCAUGGGCUUUGCCCGUUCAGAGGGCUGGAAGCACAGACCGACCACUCCAAGCUCUUUGCAAGUACACGUCGUGGACAGCCAUGGGCUCCUAGUGGCCGUGGAGCUAUUUCACAUUUGCGUCCCAGGUCCCGAUGGCAAGCGCGGCCACUUCAUUGGCAUCUCCGAGGCUGAGAAUGCCAUGUCUUCCCAAGCAUCACAGUCGGACUCCGGCUCUGGGCAAAGCAGUCAUCACAUGCAGCCGAACCUCAAUCAACUGUAUCAGUCGCAGAAUUCCUUGCAGGAGAUUUUUGCCUUUAAACCUGCCAGUUACCAGGCCCAGAGCGAAUCCUCCAAGGGUCCUGAUGCACAAGGCAGCAGCGACGCCGUCUCAGUGGUGAGCUCCUCCUCGGAGUCCUCGGUGACCUCGGCCAACGGCCUCGUGGGGAAGCUCCGCGCCUGUCCCGAGAUUGAGUGGGGAGAGAUCGUGGUGGACGCCUUUUGCGAUCGAUUGAGUAUACUGGAGGCGCACUUCCGCUUCAACAAGGCACAAAGUGUGGAGGACUCUCCGGCGCCGUCCUUGCUGGAAUGGGUUUGGCCUUCCACCAGACAAAAGCUGCAUGCGGCCAUGUCGCAUGGGGUGAAUUUGCUCUUCGCGCCCCCGAGCGCCAACGUGACGCUUCUGGAGAGGAGGUUCGACCCCAUCAUGUUCCAGCUCCCCUUCCGGAUGAAGAAUUCCUCUGCCUUGGUGGCCAACAAUGUAGAGUUGACCUUGGACAAAGACUCUCGAGCGGUACCGGUGUCAGGAGCCCGAGGAUGUCAUGGUGAAGCUGAAGCUCUCGGGCUUCAUGGUGAAGAAAAUGACCCCCUCCAAGCCGCACAAGAUCAAAGAGUUGGAGGAGCGAGCCAAGGUGAUCCCCGGCCUGUUUGGAGCAGCCACUUCGGUUCUUGUUUCGUCUCCACUCAGGGACGAGACAAUGAGAUGCUUCCACGCAGCUUCGCCUCCUCCAAGGGCUCGCGGCCACCCUCCUUGUCGGAUCGCUCGGAUGCGCUGGAGCCAAUACAGGAGCUUCGGAACCCUCGCCGGCGGAACCGGUGAUGGUUUGAGGCACCGGUGCCCGGGGUGGACAGAGGAAGCGUGUCCAAAUGUCGAAGCGUGUCCAGUAGAACGUGUUCCUUUAAGCAGUGGCAAGGGCCCCACUUCGUGUCCGAAAUAUCCCAAGCGCGGAUGUUCGAUGGAUUUUCUACAAACGGCAGUUUCUGAAAGGUGGCUCACUGU